AUGCUUCGAACUAAUUAUUUUAUAUAUUCACUUUUGUUUAAGCAUAUCCAGCUGCAAAGUGAUGCUACAAUUGAUGGAACUACUUUAACAGUAACUACAUUAGCUGAUUAUCAAUCAAUCAGUUCAAAUAUCACUGAAUCUCAGAUACAAACACUCAUCAUUCAAGGAGAAGAUGUUUCAUUCACUACUGUUGAUAAAAUCGAUAAUUUGGCUAUAUCUAAAUUAGUAGUUAAUUCUACGACGACAACAACUCUUGGAGAAUCAUUAUUCCAAAAUAACAAAUACAUUAAAACAGUUGAAUUAUCCGAACAUGUAACUACAAUCAAAUCAUAUUGCUUUGAUCACUCUUCAAUUGAAUCAAUAAAUUUAGAACACGUUACAACUUUCGAAUCUUAUACAUUUAGGGCCUGUAACAAGCUUACAGAUCUCUCAGUUUACACUGCUAAUAUACCAGAUUACUUCGCUACCGGCAGUACUAAUCUCAAAAAUGUAAAUUUGAACGAAGAGAAUGUAGUUAUUGGCCAAUAUGCAUUCCAUGAUUGCACAUCAUUAUCUGAUCUUAACUAUUCCAAGAUCAUUUCUUACGGAAAAUACAGUUUUGCCUAUUCAUCAAUCAAAAAAGUUGCAAUUUCACCAGGUGUCACUUUAAUUGAUGAAAGAGCGUUUUACUGUUCACAAAUAAUAUCAAUAGACUUCCAAGAAAGAACAGAUUCCCUUACAUUAUCUUCAGAAUCUUUUUCAAAUUUAUUAAUUACAAGAAUUGACUUACCAUCAAACUUUGUAUUAUCUUCAAAGACAUUCUGUAAGAAUUCCAAGCUUGUUUCUGUUGUUUUGACUUAUGAUUAUGAUACAAUUCCUUCUGAAUGCUUUUCUAGUUGUUUUUCAUUGAAGUUUUUCACAGCACCAGGCUUACAAACACUAAAUGAGAAGGUAUUUUACAAUUGCAAGUCCUUGAAAUCGAUUUCGACAAGUAAUUUGACGGAAGUUGGAAAUUCUUGUUUUUCUUAUUGUGAAAGUUUAGAAAUAUCUGUUCCUGUGAAUAUUUCAACCAUUGGAGAUUACGCUUUCUCAUAUUGUUCCAAAGUAAAUUUGCCAAGAAUUUCAAAUACGUCAGUUUUAGGAAAAUAUUCAUUUUUGGGUUGUUCGAAUUUACAAAAACUUUAUUUGAGAUUUUCUUUCGGACAAGGAUGUUUCCAAGGCUGCCAAAAGGUUACAGACAUCAUUUUCGAAAAUCCUGUAACAGAAAUUCCUGACUUCGCUUUUUGUAAUUGUUCAAGUUUACAAAAAGUGUCAUUUAAUACUAAUUUGACAAAAAUAAGAAAAUACAGUUUCUCUAGUUGCAAUCUGAAUAAUUUAGUUAGUUUAAGAUACGUUGAAACUAUUGAUGAUUACGCAUUUUCUUAUACAAAAAUCACUUCACUUUUAUUUUCAAAUUUAGUUUCAAUUUCAGAAUUUUCUUUUUAUGGCGUAAACUCAAUAACAAAAAUAACUUUAGCUAAAGAUUGUGCAUAUUUCGAUGCAUUGCCAUUCGCUCAAACAUCAGGAAUUUCUAUUGUUACUGAAUUAAAACCAAGAAAUGUUUCAAUAACUGAUGAUAAUUUGUUGAUUUUGAAUGGAAAUACAUUGAUUUGUUUGCUUCCUGAAUAUUCUUCAUCAUCUUUCACGAUUCCUGAAGAAAUUACUACAGUUCAAAAAGGUUUCUUGGCUUUGGCAAAAAAGGUUAAAACCGUGGAAGUGUCAAAUGACAUCAACUUAAAUAAAUUGUCUUUUUAUGGAUCUCCUUAUGUAAAAGAAGUCAAAAUCAGAUUCGAAAAAACUGCUUUUUCUGAAGAUGAAACUGAUAUUUUGCCAAGUAAUUUCUUUGCAAAUUCUGACAGUUUACAAACUGUUACAAUUACAACGCCAAUAGCAGCAUUAGGAGAACAAUGUUUUACUAAUUGUCUGAAACUCAAAACAUUGAAUUUACCACAAGAAUGUCAAACAUUCCAAAGCAAAGUUUUUUACAAUUGUCAGAAAUUGUCAACAGUAAAUUUGACUUUUGUCAAUAGUUUGUAUCCUAAUUGCUUCGAAAAUGCUGGAAUAACAACAAUCAAUCUCUCUAAUUUCAAGCAUUUGAAUGAAAGUUUAUUCAAAGAUUGUAAAUCUCUCAAAACUGUUGACUUUACAACUAUUCAAUUUAUUGGAGACAAUUGUUUUGAAAAUUGUGAAAAACUAUCGAAAGUAGAAAUCACUCAUUCCAUUAAUUUAGGAGAUAAAGUCUUUUUGAAUUGUAUUGGCUUGAAAACAGCUGUUUUAAGUGGUUUGUAUUCGAUUCCUGAUUAUUGUUUCGAUGGAUGUGAGAAAUUAAAUUCUGUUUCAUUCAGUGACAAUCUUUAUUUGAUCGGUUCAUAUUCAUUCAGAAAAUGCAACAUGAAAGAAAUCAUAGUUCCAGAUAAAACUGUAUCAAUAGGUGUCCAAGCUUUCUCUUAUUGUCCAAAACUUAAAAAAGUGACAAUCGGAAUUGGAAUUACUCAAUUUUCUGAUGAUGAUAAAUGGUUCAUUGGAUCAUCUGUUGAGAAGUUGAAUUUGCCAUCAUCAUUGGUUGACAUUUCCCAGAAUUCGUUGAAUAAAUUGUUCAAUGUUAAGACGAUUAAUUUCUCUCCAGAAAGUCGUCUUUAUAAAUUUGAAACGAACUCUUUAAUCAACAAAUUCUCAAAUGCAUUUUACACAACCGUUGGUAAAUUGUCACUUUUGUUUACCAUUCCAGAAAAUGUUGAAGAAAUUGAUUGGUCAGGCUACAAACGUGAGAAGUUUAUUGAAGAAACGCAUGUUGCUUUCGACCAAACAUUUUAUGACAGUGAUUACAGAGGUUCCAUAUUAAAAGUUCCAUCAUCUGUUAAAAUAAUUGAAGGAACAAACGAUGAAACAUCUAUUUAUAAGAUUUGCUAUGAAGGAAAAUACUUCCAAGAUGGUGAAUUCGAUAUAACAAAGAAAGUUGUUACUGAUGAUUACAAUAAUCCUUUGUUUAGUGAUGAUGUUUAUGAAGUUGAAAAAUGCAAGAAAUCUCUUCCUGAUGAAUAUAAAUGGAGACAUAUCCAUGGAUUGUCAAGUGCAGAGAUUGGAUUGAUAGCAUUUUGCGCUUCUGCUUUGUUCUUAAUCAUCUUAUUCAUUAUCCUCUAUUUUGUUUGUCCUUUCGGUGGUGGUGGAAAAUACAAAGUAUAA
This is a messenger RNA of Trichomonas vaginalis G3, 3201 nucleotides long. RefSeq names its product leucine-rich repeats (6 copies)-containing protein. Lineage: Eukaryota; Parabasalia; Trichomonadida; Trichomonadidae. The transcript has a single exon. The record is from RefSeq and is a predicted model, not a curated record. The coding region runs from base 1 to 3201 and encodes 1066 amino acids.